Messenger RNA from Megalobrama amblycephala (Wuchang bream), 1789 nucleotides. RefSeq names its product small nuclear RNA activating complex, polypeptide 3 (gene snapc3). Gene Ontology annotation, molecular function: bent DNA binding; RNA polymerase II cis-regulatory region sequence-specific DNA binding; RNA polymerase III type 3 promoter sequence-specific DNA binding. Gene Ontology annotation, cellular component: snRNA-activating protein complex. NCBI's taxonomy places the organism in Eukaryota, Metazoa, Chordata, Actinopteri, Cypriniformes, Xenocyprididae. The record is from RefSeq and is a predicted model, not a curated record. Gene Ontology annotation, biological process: snRNA transcription by RNA polymerase III; snRNA transcription by RNA polymerase II.
GUUCUACUCCGCAGCGGUACGGAAAAGAGUCCGAAUAUAAACACUUAUUAUAGGUGAUUCAGGAUAAAACAAAAAAAGUGAUUAAUUAUGUACUCUCUUAUUAUAUAAUUUGUGUAAAUUUUAAACACAAAAAAGUUACGGACAGCAGCUUUAACAGCAGAUAAAAUUAUAAAAUGGGCGGGGCUUGAUCGUUUCUAAUAUUUCUAAAUUACAUUUUUAAAUAACAAUUUUCCUAUUUCAACGCUUUGAUUUCAGUGUAUAGUUUGUCAUUAUCAAUAUUUCUAUGUAAACCGUUGUUAAUAACGCAUCUGAAGUGACGCCGCUGUCACGUGACACCCGUUACUUUUCUCACCGCUCUUCAGAGUGGACCAAUCACACUCGACUGCGAUUACUAGAUACUUGUUUGUAUUCUUUCACUUCGUUGAGGCUGGCGUGUGAGAUCUCCACUUGUUUAUCAGAUACCACUCCUUAAAAUCCACAGAAGAAGAUAAUAACUUGGCGAUGUCGAUCGAUUCAAGCUCAUUAUGGCGGAAGGAAGCGUUUUGAUGCACGAAGAAAAGCAGCACGAAAACGUGCCCGUGUAUGAAUUCGUCAACGUGAACUCGAGCGAGUUUCACAUCGGCACAUUCAGAGAUUUAUGGCUGGAAGUGUUAAAUCCAGAGGUGUAUUCACACUGCGCCACGGCUCCAGAGGUCGAGGAUGUGGAGUUCAUUGAAGAGAUGGGGAUUGAGCCAAAGACACUGGAGGAGCUCAAGAACAUCUGCGGCGCUGAUUCUCUGAAGAGCGGACAUGAAGACCCAGACAGCUUACCAUCAGAUCCUCAUCUAUCCACACUGAAACUACGCAAGAGAAGACAGGAUUAUAAAGAAACUCUGACCAGAGACACUCUCGACAGACAUGAGGUCUACGCCAAUGAACUGGAGAUGAUAUCUGUGGGAAAGAAGCCGGAGAGCCCCGGAGACCUGGUCCCUGAGGGCGAGAUGGUCCUGAGCUUCAACAUCAUGUACCCGGUGCUGUUCCAGCGCUUCAAGCGAGUGAGGGCCUUCCAGACCGUACACGUGUUGGGCUCCCAGAGGCUGACCGAGCUCAGAGACGCCAUCUGCUGCGUCAGCGACCUGCAGGUGUUCGGAGAGUUCAGCAACACCCCGGACAUGGUGCCUCAGUUCAUCAGCAAGGACCAUUACAAGUCUGCCUUCUUCUUCUUCAACGGAACCUUCUUCAAUGACACACGCUUCCCAGAAUGCCGAGACAUCAGCGAGACCACGCGGGAAUGGGCCCAGUCCAGAGGCUUCCCGCACUUCCAGACUGCUACAAUGGAGGACACGUCUUUCUACGACCUGAAGAUGAAGGUCGGGUUUCCGUAUUACUACACUCACCAGGGCGACUGUGAGCAUGUCGUUAUCCUCACUGACGUCCGGCUGGUCCAUCAGGACGACUGUUUGGACAUGAAGCUGUACCCGCUCAUCACGCACAAGCACAGGGUCGUGACCCGGAAGUGUUCUGUGUGUCAUCUGUACAUCAGCAGGUGGAUCACCUCCAGCGAUGCUCUGGCCCCGACGGACCCCUGCCUGUACUGUGACCAGUGCUUCCGGAUGUUUCACUAUGACGAUGAAGGGAACAAGCUAGGAGAUUUCCUGGCCUAUGCCUAUGUUGAUCCAGGCACAUUUAACUGAUCCCAGAGCCAAUGUAUCUUCAGUAUUCAGACUAUAUGUGGGAUUAUAGACAAUUAUAUUGUUUGUAAAUGUUUUGACUUUUUUUUUCUUCUAAAUAAAAUCUUGUUUCAAAAGUA